CGUUGAACUGCCGUCGCUGACCGCCAAAAAUUUGGGGCGCGCUGGUGCAUCCAACGGCUCCAUGGCGACGACCAAGCUUCCCUUUCUGCAUCUGUUAACAGCAAUUGGACGAUUACCACAGACCACACCAUGGCUGGCUCAGCAGUGAAGAAGCGCUCGUUUAGCGACGGCCCCAAGGGCAGCGCAACACGGCCGACCAAGAAGCAAAGAAAGCUGGCGGCGUACCACAGCAGCUCCGAGGAAUCGGCCAGCGACGAUGAAGGCACCUCCGUGCCCGCUAAUCUCCUGGAUUCGGAGGACGAGGACCUAGACAAUAUCGAAGUAGACGAUGGCGCCUCGUCGGCCUCCUCAGCAUCCGAUUCAGAUUCCGAUCUGCCGUCUGAACGAGAACCAUCCUCAAAACGGAAACCCGCUCUCAAGUCUCAACAAAAGCCGACGCAAGGAUCCCAAACAAAACCAUUUAUCGCCAGAGACGCUCCCGAAUCAGACGGCGCCUCUUCCGCAAAGGACAGUGCCUCGGACGGCGAUGGCGACGAUGACGAUGACGAUGACGACAGCGACUCCAUCUCCGACGCAGCCAGCCACAGCCACAGCGGCGACUCCCAGACCCCAACCACCAGCGGCGGCGGUGGCGCAGGCCGCCGUCCCAAAUCCAAACGCAACGACCCAGCCGCCUUCGCGACGUCCAUCUCCAAGAUGCUCUCCUCCAAGCUGCCGACGUCGCGGCGGGCGGACCCGAUCGUGGCGCGCAGCGCGGCGGCGGCCGAGCAGGCGCGGGCGGCGGCCGACGCGGCGCUCGAGGCCAAGGCGCGGCGGCGGCUGCGCGAGCAGAAGCGGCUGGCCAUGGAGAAGGGCCGCGUGCGCGACGUGCUGGUGGCGAGCAAGACGCGCACGCUGAACCUGCGCACGGGCGAGAUCGAGGAGACGGCCGAGGAGGGCGCCGAGACGACGGCCCAGAUCCUCGAGCGCGAGCGCAGGCUGCGCAAGGUCGCACAGCGCGGCGUCGUCAAGCUGUUCAACGCCGUGCGGGCCGCGCAGGUGAAGGCCGCCGAGGCGGAGCGCGCCGCGCGCAGGGAGGGGCUGGUCGGCGCCCAGAGGAAGGAGGAGAAGAUCAACGAGAUGAGCCGGAAGGGGUUCCUGGACUUGAUCGCCAGCGGCGGAGGCGGGUUAAAAAAGGGCGGUCUGGAGGAGGCGUAAGAAACACACACGUAUUGGUUCUCGGAGCAGAGUGCGUGUUCGUCUGUCUAUAUACAGCACCCCCCCGAGAGUGCGUGCGAGUUGUUGUUACAGGUACAUUCAUCAGUUGAAUGCAAGGAUGCCCCUCAAAUGUCGUACAGAUUCGCGG
This is a messenger RNA of Thermothielavioides terrestris NRRL 8126, 1345 nucleotides long. RefSeq lists its product as uncharacterized. The transcript has a single exon. Lineage: Eukaryota; Fungi; Ascomycota; Sordariomycetes; Sordariales; Chaetomiaceae. Gene Ontology annotation, cellular component: preribosome, large subunit precursor. The coding region runs from base 130 to 1197 and encodes 355 amino acids. The record is from RefSeq and is a predicted model, not a curated record. Gene Ontology annotation, biological process: maturation of LSU-rRNA; maturation of 5.8S rRNA.